Messenger RNA from Thamnophis elegans (Western terrestrial garter snake), 2923 nucleotides. RefSeq names its product polyhomeotic homolog 2 (gene PHC2). Gene Ontology annotation, cellular component: nucleus; PRC1 complex. Gene Ontology annotation, molecular function: protein binding; zinc ion binding. Lineage: Eukaryota; Metazoa; Chordata; Lepidosauria; Squamata; Natricidae. The record is from RefSeq and is a predicted model, not a curated record.
UGCAAGGGGGGCACAAGCAAGCAAAGCCCGCUCCCCAAAUCCUGAGCGUGAGAACAGAAAACCACAACAAUUCCAGGCUCACAGCUGAGUGAGGGGUGGCUCCCUUUGUGUUGUGACUCAAUCCCCCCCCUCCCUCCCUCCCUGCCAGGGCUUCCGUGCCAGCGCUUCCUUCCCUGCGCAUGCGCUGUGGUGACGCUGAGCAUUCCCCUUCCGUUUUUUUUUGGAGAGCAGAAAAACAGAAGAACAAAGUUGGAAGGGACCUCCGGAGGCCUUCUAGUCCAGCCCUCUUUGUGCAACCACGGUUAAUCCGGCCAAUCAAAACCUUUGAUUCCUGUUUUGCAGACCCUUCCUGCUCACCAGCCGGAUUUAAAAGGCGACCCCCGGCAGCGUUCGCACGACGCCCCCAGACCCCAGCACCCCCGGCAUGACAUCAGGCAACGGCAGUGCUCCCUCCAGCGUUCCCAGCGCCCUGCCCCAGAACGGGGAGAACAAGCUGCCCCCCCAAGCCAUCGUGAAGCCCCAGAUCCUGACGCAUCUGAUCGAAGGCUUCGUCAUCCAGGAAGGGGCUGAACCGUUCCCGGUGGGCCGAUCCUCCCUGCUGGUGGGGAACCUGAAGAAAAAGUAUGCACAGGCGGUUCUGGCGGAGAAGCCCCAGCUGCAAGAGACCACCACCGACUCCGAGAUGGAAGACCCCUACCUCCAAGAAUCCAAAGACGAGGCGUCGCCCCCAAAGUUGAAGUGCGAGCUUUGCGGCCGCCUGGACUUUGCGUACAAAUUCAAGCGUUCGAAGCGCUUCUGCUCCACAGCGUGUGCCAAGAGGUAUAAUGUGGGUUGCACCAAGCGAGUGGGACUCUUCCAUCCGGACCGCAGCAAGCUGCAGAAACCGAACACGCCUGCGCACUGCCGACGCCGACCCUGCAAGGGAGCCCUUCCCCCGCUCACGAAAGAAAGCAAAAAAACGGCACCGGCCUCCUUGCCCCCCAGUUCUGCUCCCGUGGCGGUUCCCAGCUCUCUCCAACUCGGUCACGGACAAGAGGACUCCAGCCGCUGCUCGGACAACUCCAGCUACGAAGAGCUCUCCCCCAUCUCGGCCAGCUCCUCCGCCUCACGCCGGCGCCAGGGCGAGCGAGACAUGGAACUGCCGGAUGUCCGUCUGCGGGAUCUGGAACGCCACUUCCUGCCGAGCGAGCCCACCAAGUGGAAUGUGGAGGACGUGUACGAAUUCAUCCACUCCCUGCCCGGCUGUCAAGAGAUCGCGGACGAGUUCCGCACCCAGGAGAUUGAUGGGCAGGCGCUGCUGCUGCUGAAGGAAGACCACCUCAUGAGCGCCAUGAACAUCAAGUUAGGGCCCGCCUUGAAGAUUUACGCCCGCAUCUGUAUGUUGAAGGACUCUUAGGAGCCGGCGGGGCUGGGGCUGGGCCAUGGCGGACCAUUGUGGGGGAGGGAGGGGGGAGCUCAGGUGGGCCAGGACUCCCUCCUCCCACCAGGUAACUUGAGCACAAAGAGCCCCCGCUGACCUGACGAGGGGGGGGACGGGGAGAAGAGACAGAUAACCCCCCCCCUCGUCUUGCUGAUGCCUCGAGGCAGGGCAGUGCCGCGGGGCAGUGUAUAUACGAUAAUGACGACAACAAGAACAAAUAGUCCGUAGCUUCCCCACCUGCUCCUCCCCUUGCCACAUGGGGGGGAGGAAAGUAGUACCCCCCCCUUGGACGGAGGAGAAAGAGGAGGGGCCACCAGGCCCUUUUCAGCCUCCGUCCCCACAAAGCCUCUCGGGAACCUCAAAGCCAAACUGGACCAUUGCCUUAAACUUUGUGUAGCAAAGUGUGUGCGUGUGUGUGUUAUGGGUGCCACAUAGUGCACUUCCCCAUCUCUCUCUGCCCCCCCACUCCCACCCACCCCCCAGGCAGCUAUUUCAGGCUCAUCGGGGUCCGGGGCCCCCUUCCUAGGCAGAAAUGGCCCCGCAGAAAUAUGGACAAAGCCCCCUCCUCACGGGAACACAUCCUCUUCCUGCCGUCCAUCCUUCUCCCCCCCCUCUGCUUUUUUUUUGAAAUGGGGAGUGGGCCACAAACCAGCCAGUCCUGGGUUCUUCCCCCUCCUCUUUCAAACAUCUGCUUGGGGGGGGCGAUUCCAUGGAGGGGAGACCAGUUUCCCAGCUGCCUUAAGAAACGUUUUGAGUUUGUGACAAGCAUCAAUUCACACACACACACACCAAUUUGAAAAACCCACAAGGGGGGGGGAGGGCAGGAGGGGUGGUUUUCUCUCUGGGAGAUGGGGCCGGCCUCAGGGGAGUCAGGAGUGGCUGGGCUCGCCUGGGGCAAUCAGGGACGGAUAAGGGAGCCACGUGGGAGUGCAGCUGAGCUGUGUCCCUCCGUGGUCGCCAAGUUUGCAGCGCCUCGUUUCCCCCGUGUGCUGGACACUCACCGAAGCCUUCCGGGCUGCGAGAAAUUUUCCAUCACCUGGUUUUUAAUAAACAUCUUUGGGAAAAAAAUAAGGUGUCUUAAAAAUGGUCGUCUGCUGAGCCUCGAGGGCUGAAACUAUCCGAUGUCCUCCGGGAGUCUCUUUUUGGGGAAGGGGAGGUGAAAAUACCCUGUGCGCUGGAUCGGCUGCCAAUUUCUUUUGUACGGGAAGAUUUGGGCGUAGUUUCUCGGAGGCGUUCUCAUUCCUAGUUCUCCUACGGAAUUAGCUGCUCCUGGACAUGCCAUUGGCUGCUGCGGAGACCGACUGUGUGGAUGAUGGGACUGGAAUCCCCAGGCAUCCGUUUCCGUAACAAUUUCCCCUUCUCUUGGUCUUCCCCCCCAAAAAAGCACAACGGAAAUCAACCUCCCUGUUGGCGAUUGGCUGAAUUCAUUGCUAUGUUCUGUAGCCCAUCCUGUCCUGGAUAACGCCGGUCAGCUUUAUGAAAUUAAAAACGCCAAUGCAGCUA